AUGAUCACUGUGCAUAUAGACAAUGGCGAAAUAUAUGCACAAAACAGACAAAAUUUCGCCAAGGCCCAAUAUUUCUAUGAAAAUCUCAACAAGAACAUCUCAAACCCUAGAAACUUUUGGAAAGUCCUAAAUAAACUACAAACUCCCCCAAUCCACUCCCAACCCUCCACUGUCAAAGUGGGUAACCAAACCCUGCAACUUCCCUUAGAUGUAGCAAAUGCCUUUAACAAUUAUUUUGUCGGAUGCUCUACUGCCCUGAUUGCCAGGCUAAUAAAUGAUACGCAUCCUGAAACUACUAAUGUGGAUCAGGUCACACUAAAUUUGCAAAGGCCCAAUAUAGACAAGUUUAUUUUUAGUUUAUUUUUUAGACCUGUACCUAUUAUUAGUGUCAUUAAAAAACAUCUUAAUAAUCUAAAAAUUAAAAACCAGUCCGGACCCGAUCAAAUCCCAGCAAUGCUGUUGAAGCUCAGUGCGCCGGCAAUUGCUAAACCCGUCUCAACUCUAAUUAACGAAUCCUUGGUGUCUGGAUACAUACCCAAACUUUGGAAGACUGCGAGAGUAGUGCCUAUCCAUAAAAGUGGUGACACUACUUUGGUUUCUAACUAUCGCCCAAUAUCAUUGCUCCCACUAUUGUCAAAAAUCUUAGAAAAAUGUGUCCAUAGGCAUCUUUGUGAGUACUACCAACAAUUUAAUUAUCUGACCCCUGAUCAGUCGGGCUUUCACCAGAAUCACUCCACUACAACUGCCCUCUUAAAAGUUUGCAAUGAUAUCCAAGCUGGCAUGGAACAAGGAGCCCUAACUAGAGCUAUUUUCCUUGAUUUUGCUAAGGCCUUUGACACAGUAGACCACGACAUUCUACUGCACAAACUCAAAAACUCAGGUAUUGAUGAUCGUUCGCUAACCUGGUUUCGAUCGUAUGUAUCGGAUCGCUUGCAAUAUGUGUCCAUUUCUGACAGCGACUCCCUCCCUCUCCCAGUCACAUGUGGUGGUCCCCAGGGUUCCAUUCUCGGCCCCCUACUAUUUACAUUAUUUAUAAAUCUGCCUAAUGUCUGCAAAUCCUCAAAUGUAAACAUGUACGCAGAUGACACUGUAAUCUAUGCGAGCAAAUCCGAUCUACCGGAACUUGAGGCUGUGCUCCAAGACCAGUUUACAGAGGUAGAAUGGUGGAUCGCAAAAAACAAACUCUUCCUGAACACUGACAAAACUGUCACAAUGAUCUUUGGAACAGUACCUAAAUUACAAAAAUUACACAAUUCCCACCUAUCCAUCAAAACAAAUUCAAAUGGCACACUGACCGCAGUCCACUCUUUCAAAUACUUGGGUAUGAUAUUAGACCCCAAUCUAUCUUUUGGCUUGCACAUAGAAAAGCUUGCAUCUAAACUUUAUCCAAAACUAGGUGCCCUGUACAGAAACAAAUCCUGCCUAAGCCCUACAGUAAAGGAAAGGAUUGUACAGCAAAUGCUGAUGUCAAUCAUUGAUAAUGGGGAUGUAGUAUAUGCAUCUGCAUCACAAUCCCAAAUUAAUAACCUCAAUACAUUGUAUAACUCGUUCUGCCGAUUUGUGCUACAAUGUAAUUACAGCACCCACCAUUGUGACAUGCUAAAAGAACUAAACUGGCUAUCGCUGGAAUCCAGAUGCACCCUUCAUCUUUCCAGCCUUGUGUUUAAGAGCUUUUCUGGGAAACUCCCACCCUACCUGAACAAAAUGCUUUCCCCAGCUGUUCCCACUUCCUAUAAGCUCCGAUCCAGUACCAACACUUUACUUAGUCUACCUCAAUACAAAAAGAAAAUGGCCCGAUCCUCCUUCUCCUACAGAGCACCACAAUUAUGGAACGACCUCCCGCACAAUUUAAAAUCAUCCCUAAGCCUAAAGUCCUUUAAGAGAUCCCUCUCUACAUACCUCAAAACAGAAUGCACCUGUCAUGGUUGA
Molecule: messenger RNA, 1929 nt
Organism: Pelobates cultripes (western spadefoot toad)
Lineage: Eukaryota; Metazoa; Chordata; Amphibia; Anura; Pelobatidae
Source: the annotation of a GenBank genome assembly